Messenger RNA from Podarcis lilfordi (Lilford's wall lizard), 29424 nucleotides. NCBI's taxonomy places the organism in Eukaryota, Metazoa, Chordata, Lepidosauria, Squamata, Lacertidae. The record is from the annotation of a GenBank genome assembly.
AUUUUCCUCCCCGAAUGCGCGCGCUGCCACCCUCCCUACGGCGGCAGUUAAGCGUUGCCGGCGUCAUCCAAUCGGGAUCGCCCUAGGGGGCGUGGCCUCACGCGGCUUUUCGCCGUGAGCCCGGCUUCGCCCCCAGGAGGGAGGGCGGCGGCGGCGAAAGAGGGGGAGGAGGCGGGGCCUAUAUCUAGUCCCGCCCCUUUCCUUGGCCUCGCCAUCGGCGGCGGUGGCGCCUGAGCUCCACUGUCGCUCUCCUCCCCACUCUCUUCCCGGCCAGGUCGCUCGCAGCACCUUCGGUUUCCUUCUGGCCUGACGGGGAAUCCGCCGCAGCGAGAGGAGGAGGCGGCUCGGCCGGUGACGUCGCGGCUGGUGUUCGGUGCGGGCGGGCGCCCCCGGCUGUUUCCGGAGGAAGGAGAAGCGCAGGCAGCGAGUGAGCGAGAGGCUCCAUCCCCCACCCGCAGGGAGGGAGUGCGGCAGCGGCGGCGCAGACAGGGCCCGGCGACGACGACGACGAGGCGGCGGCGGCGGCGUAGGAGGAGGAGGAGCAGCUAGAGCAACCCCCGGCCGCGGCGGCCACCACCACCACCACCACAGCGACACUCGCCCCCACAGCGCAGGAGAAAGGAUGGCGCUGAAACGCAUCAACAAGGUGAGCGGGGGGCGCCCAGGCGGGGUCUGCCGCGGCCGGCCUCCAGAAAGCCCUCAGCGGCGGGGACGGGUGGGACAGGCUGCGGGUGGUGGGAAACGGGUCUCCCGUCCCCGCCGCUCCCCUUCCCCGCCGGGCUCUGGCUCUUCCCCGAGGCCUCCGGGGGUCCGCGAGGGGCUCGACCCCGCUCGCUCCGUGUCAGCUUCGGCCCCUCGCUGCCUGGAAGCUCCGGACCGGGGAGGCAUUGUCAUGACAAAGCCCAAUUUGCCCAUCCGGCUUCGGGCGGAGAAAAGAAAAGGGGGCAGAAACGAUUCCCUCUCAGUACCACCACCACCACCGUGUGUGUGUGUGUGUAUAUUUAUUUGUGUGUGUGUGUGUGUGUGUCUACAUCUGUGUGAAAUCCGCCUCCCCGUCAGCCAGCUCCUCUGUUCUGGCCGGGAACUUCUUUCCCGCAUUGUAAGAUGGCGGCGGCGGCGGGUUUGCCUAGUUCAGGCGCUUCCCUGGGAUCUCUUUCUCUCUCUCUCGCCAGCUUUCGGCAAUAACAUGACUGACACACGCACAUCCACAUUCUCGGCCGCUGCAGCUGCCGACCGAGCGUGUCCUCUUCGGAGUCCCCGUCUGCCCGCCCCCUCCCAUUUUUCUUCGAAUUUUUCCCUUUCUCUCGUCUAUGGGGGGUGUUAAAUGCGGAAUACACGGCUUUUGCCUGCGCUCUUGACAAGGGGCGGAAGUAUGUGGCGGCGGCUGUGUGAUGCAUCGAGAAUUUCGUUCUUGCACAAUCUAGAAGGAGGGUGGAGUAACGAGCUAAUUUGAAACGAGUGUCGUGGUGGAGGAAGUCAGCCCGUAUUCCGAGGGGAAGAAGGUUCGCUGGUGGUGGCAGCAGCAGCAGAGGGUGCGGCUUAGGUAACGUCGUCACCCGCCUGGUUUCACUGAUGACGUUUUUGGGUUUCUUUUCUCUCUCUUUGCAAACCGACGGGGGGUCCGCUGUGAAGGAAGUCCUACAAACUCCUUGGGUCUUGGGAUCGCGUUGGGAGAGGUUUUCUAUCCUCCCCCCCCCCCCGUUGGUUAUGAAUUAAGAAGCUGAGCCAUUUAUAUUAACAGUGUGAGGCUCCUUUUUUGCCAGCAGUGUAUUUGCUGACGUCGUCGCUGCUACACAAAAGCACAGCCCCACAUCUUGCCCUCUGCGCUCACUGUGUGUUUGGACAGAAUUAGUAUUAAAUAAAAUCUUAAUAACAGCUUCUGGUAAGCUUGCUCUCGAACUUGUUUCCCCUGCAGUAGAGAAUAACAACUCUUAAGGGAGUCGCCCAGCUUUAAUUAGUUUUGUCAACAACAUAUAGAGGCAAAACGUUUAGCAGCCCGACUCUCAAGUGCUUAUUAGUAAUGUGUGUGUAAAUGCCUUAGAAUCCAAAGAAUUAGACAGGAAGUGGACUCGCUAGAAAGUCCAUGGCAAAAUGGAUAUUGAAUUUAUGGUAUUCUCUUACCUGUUUUUCUGAAGGCAUGUUAAAGUAUCACAUUGAGUGGCAGGUUAGCUUUUGAAAUUCAGGUUCUCUGGAUAAGAAUGCUCUCAGGAGCCAAAGUCUAUACUCUAGAGUUGGGACACUGAGCACUUCAAUAGAAAUAACACUGAUAAUUUAACCUUGCCCAAUGUUGGCUGAAAUCAAUGCACAUGUACUGUUCUAGAACUCCUUAUGAAUCACUCAUGAAAAUUGAUGUCCUUUUUCACCUAGUCCUCCUAGGGUGUGAUUGAAUAAAUAUGCAUUUUGAUUAUUUGACAUAACAUCAUGUUUAUCAUGUCAUGUAACUACACAAAAUUACCUAGACAAAACACAAGCUCGAGAUAAGUAUUGUAGACCAAGCAAAAAAUGUUAAUGAUCUUAAAGGAGACCUUAAACUAGACGGUGGCCACUGAAUUUACAGGUCUGUUCUAGCUUCAAGUAGUAACUUUGCAUAACAUUUUCAAUUUUAAUCUACCUAAAGGCCCCUUACGAGUCCUACAAUUUGAAGUACACAUUUUCUGCUGUUUUCCUUAACUGUUCUGGUGCAGCCAUAAUAUGCAAUGAAAGUAUUGUAGGACAGCUUUCAUAUUUGCCUAAAGAGCCAUGAAUUCAUGUAGACUUAAAUUUAAUUGGCAUAUCUUCAUCUUGAACUACAAUAUCUUUUGCCAAGAUGCUUGUUUACUCAUUCAUUGCUAGCUUUAUAUGUUUAUUAAAUGGAUUCAAUUCUAGAGGCAAGCUACACAUUGGUAGGCUAAGGCUUUAUAAAAUUUACUAAAUGUAAAUCUACAUCUUUAAGAAAAUCCUUAAAACAACUCAUUCUGUUUCAAUUAAUGCAACUAUAAAUAUUGAAGCUUCAGUGUGGAAAGAGAUUCGAUUUUUUAAAAGCACUGUUCAUGAAGUACAUUUGGGAAUUUGCUCAUGUUCUUCUUAACCCAGUUUAAGGACUUGAGUUUGGCACGAUUAUGGGAGCUUUUUUAUGCACUAGAUUCCCCCCCCCCUUGUGUUGUUUGACCCCUCAAAAAGUUGUGUUGUGGAGGAAAAUAUUGUUUAAAUAAUCAGCCCUGUGGAAUGAAAACCAUUGAGGCCUUUUGUGUAAUUUGAGUAAAACAGAACUAGCCAGUAUCUUAAACCUAGUGGUGGUGGUGGUGCGCAGGAUGCAGGGAGGAUCCAGUGGCCUUCUAACAUUUGAUGGAUUUCAACUUGCAUAAUCCCUCACCAUUGGUGAUACUGGUUGGGGUUGAUGGUAUUUGGAUUCUAACAUGGUGGGCCAUAGCUUCCGCACAUUCAUGAUAAAUGUCUAUCGUUAACUGGUUCUUAAAUUACCAGCUGACUACCGUGCCUCCAAUUCCCGCUUCCUUUAACAUUGCUAAAAGUUCCUUGACAAUUCCAUUUUGUGUAACCCUCCUUCAGAGGAGCUCAAGGUAGUGUAGGUGGUUCUUUCUCUUCUGUUCCCCAUCCUCCCAGCAGCCCCUUUUUUGUAGUUUAGGUUACCAAAAUUAGUCAAGGAAAUAAGCACAUAUCUGACUUUUAGGAGACAUCUGAAGGCAGCCCUGUACAGGUAGGUUUUUAAUGUUUGAGGGUUUUUUUUGUCUUUUAAUAUUUUGUUGGAAGCCGCCCAGAGUGGCUGGGGCAAUCCAGUCAGAUGGGCGGCAUAUAAAUAAUAAAAAUUAAAUUAUUAUUAUUGAGAGGGAGUGACUGCCCAAGGUCAUUCAGUGAACUUUUAUGUAUGAGUGGAGAUUUGUACCUCUAUGGAUGGAGCACAGUAUACAAAUCUAAUUGAUUAAUAAUAACCUGGUUUCCCCAGUUAUACACCAGUGGUCUAGAGGCUACACCAUGCAAUGUUUAGCCAAUUCUGUCUGUUCUUGAUAAUUAAACAUUUCUUACUAUUUAUUUUUCCCAUUACCACCUUUUAUUUGCUUCCAUUCCCUUGAAUUUUAAUUCUGUAAUUUAUCAGUUGCAGGACUUUUACAUAUGUAGAUCAUUCACAUUUUCAUUCCCUUAAUGACUGAUGCAGAAAUGCUUUUUCUUGCUUUUGUAGUUGGAGACACUUAAAAUAUAUAUCCCAGUGAGAUUUUUGUUUUUGUUCCUGUGGGAUAUCUGUUUUUAAAAUAUCCCAAGGUCUGGAACUUUAGUAGCCAUGGAUAUUCAGCAAGAUGGUAUGGACUGACAUUAUUAAUAUUUUGUUCCGAUAAAUGUCGUUUCUGAAUAGCAUAUGCAGGUUACGGUGGAGGGGGUUAGUCCACAUUUAAGUGUGUGUUAUAAGUGGUGGGAUGAAGUCUAGAUCUUGUUCUGACUAUUCUUCCUGUAAAUUGGUUAAAUCAUGGAGGGAGAAAACAAAAUUUGAAGCUUAGUAGCAUUCAUAUAUUUAUCAUACUCAUGUUUUUUUUUUUUACAAUGGAUUUGAACAGCAAAAGGUGGCAAUUAUUUGGUAGAAUGUUGUUUCGUUAAGGCCACUAUUAGUCAUUUGAGACGAUCUGAAUUUUUACUCUCUAAUAAAUAAGUGUUAAGAUCAGUGUGUGCUUAAUUGGCAAUUGUUACGCUGCAUUCAGUUGUCUUCAUUCUUUGUCUUACUUUACCAUCUGCUUUUCUGUCAACAUUGCAUGAUGCUAGGUUUACUUUUUUUCCCUUUGUCUUCAGGUACAGCCACCCAAAAAUGUCACAAAAACAUACUCGGCCAUUUUGGCAAUUGUUUAACUGCCUUAUUUCUUCUAUCUUGCAUGAUACUAAUUUCCAGUGAUGUUAAGACUUAGGGGUUGCCUACACAAAUGGUACAAAAUGCCUGGCAGUUGAUCAAAUUAGUCUUCAGUUGGUUAUUGCAUGUUUGAAUGCAUGCCUUACAUCAAAUCACUCUGCUGAUGGUAUUGGGAAAAGUCUUUUAGCCUACAUUUCUUGGAGUAUUUUCUUGUUUGGUGACGCCCCUGUGAAUACUGCCUAAUCAGACAUGCAGUCCUUCACCUGCAGUGUGAGAUGGCACAAGUUAAUUUGUAUGCGUUUAUACCUUUAACAAAAGGGACGUGGGUGGUGCUGUGGGUUAAACCACAGAGCCUAGGACUUGCCGAUCAGGAGGUCGGUGGUUCGAACCCCCGCGACGGGGUGAGCUCCCGUUGCUUGGUCCCUGCUCCUGCCAACCUAGCAGUUCGAAAGCACGUCAAAGUGCAAGUAGAUCAAUAGGUACCGCUGCGGCGGGAAGGUAAACGGCGUAUCUGUGUGCUGCUGUUGUUCGCCAGAAGCGGCUUAGUCAUGCUGGCCACAUGACCCGGAAGCUGUACGCCGGCUCCCUUGGCCAGUAAAGCAAGAUGAGCGCUGCAACCCCAGAGUCGGUCACGACUGGACCUAAUGGUCAGGGGUACCUUUACCCUUUAUACCUUUAAUUCUUAAAUUUCAUGUCUGCUUAGUUUUGCUUCGAUGUCUGGAUGCCCGCAAACCUUAGCAAGGUCUUACUGCAGCUUAUUGCUGCCUUAGUCAUAUCCUGUGGCGGGGUGGGGGGAUAACAUGCCCUUGAGGUGGGAGCACAUAAACAUUGAUAAUAAUUGCUACCAAUUUUUAUGGAGCAAUUGAGCUCCAUAAAUAUGAGAAAAGCCCCAAACAAACUCUACUGUAGGGUUGUAAUGACCUUUUGGCAUGAGUUAACUAAAUUAAUCACUCAUUAGAAACCCAUUUAGUAGGAGACUCUGCAAUUAUUUAUUGCUUUAGAAGUGGAAUAGGUUAUCUCACAUAUUUGGGUGAGUUUGCACAACACACUAAACCAUAGUUAAAGACAAAGUAUAAUUUAAUCUGAACACACAAAAUUGUUGGUUUAAUCCUGCUGCACCACUGGGAAACAAGCCAUAUUCUGUGCUUGUGGUUUGUUUCUCCAAAUAUACUAUAUACUGCUCAUUAUUUAGAGAGAAAUUGUCAUGAGCCUAGGUUCAGAUGGCAUUACAAGCUGCACUUUGGCUUAUUUCCGGUUGUUGUUGGUGCAGCAGGAGAAAUGAAUUUAACUCUGGUUUAAUGCAACAUGUGAAUGAGUCUACUAUUGAUGAUGAUAGCAGUUGUUCCCCUGUUCAGUUUUUUCUGUCUUUGCUGAGAGAAGUCAAAUGCUUAGGCCUGAUUGGAGAAAGAUUAUUCCAAAUCAACUCUGGCGUCAAUUCCUUCUGACACUGAUUCUGCUUGGGUUCUUCUUGGCCAGCAGCAGCUGCUUCUUCAGACCUGAAUGUCUGAAGACAAACAACUGAGCUGCCCUACUUCUUUGUCGGCACCCAGAUUAGGAUAUAGAAGAGUAAUGGCAAAGGGAGUUUGAUUAUCUUCCUGAAUAGGCCUUAUAGUGCUUCAGUUAUUUUUACGUUGACCCUGCCUUGUUUUUUAGACAUUACACUUUAGAUACUAUCAUUGGCAGGUACCAAAGUGAGUCCACAGUGUAUUUACAGCACUCUGAAAGUGUGGCUGCCAAAAGAAAGCCAAGACUUCAAGAAGAAGCAGUGGAGAAACAUACACUAUUUUUCGCUCCAUAAGACGCACUUUUUCUUCCUAAAAAGUAAGGGGAAAUGUCUGUGCGUCUUAUGGAACGAAUGUGUGGUCCCUGGAGCCAAAUUGCCCAGGGGCAAAAAGCAGAUUGUGCUCUUUUUUUCUUUUUUCUUUUUUUGAAAGAGGGAAGUGGGUGUUGAAACAGCUGCUGAUCAGCAAGUGAUUGGGAACGAGAUAAGGGACGCUAGCAAUAAAGGAGGCUGCCUGGGAGGGGGGAGGUAAAGACAGCAAACUUGCAAGGAGAGGAGACAGGGAGACUAAAGCAAUGAGGAGAGAAAUUAGAAGAAAAGGAGGAGCAAAACACUGCUCCAGCUAAGGAAAAGACACUAAGGUAAACGAGGGAAGGUAGUGUUGAAAGGAAGCAUCUGAUCGGGGAGGGAGAUAAUGGAUGCUAGCGAUAAAGGAGGCUGCCUGGGAGGGGGGGAGGUAAAAGCCCAUGGAUCCUCUGGAUUUUUGCAUUGGGUCAUCCCAAAUUCACCAUCAGAUCAUAUAGCAUGUCCAUGGCUACAGCCUGCACCAAAGAAAACACAUACCCACUGUUGCCUGGGGCCGCAAUGGCGCAAAAACGUGGUUACAAAGCACAGAUCCACAUGGAUUCUCAGGAUUUUUGCAUUGGGCUACCCCAAACUCACCGUCAAAUCACAUGUCUGUGGCCACAGCAUGAACCACAAAAAUCAUACAUCCAGUUUCGUUCAGAAUAUUUUUUUUUCUUGUUCUCCUCUAAAAACUAGGUGCAUCAUAUAGAGCGAAAAAUGCGGUAUUUACCAGUUCCUCUUGUCUCAAAAAGCACACUCAUAGGCUUUGUAUCUCCUCAGGUCAUUCCAUAGACUGAAGGAAUGCCAUGCAUAGAAAGUGAAUCACACACACACAGAGGGAGAGAGAAUCUUAACAUCAUCAUCAUCAUCAUCAUAAUAUAAUUAAUUUUAUUUAUAUCCCACCCUCCCCAGCCAUAACUGGGCUCAGGGAGGCUAACAUCAAAAUAUAAACACAUUAAUACAUAAAAUUCAACAUUUGACUGAAAUAUAGUUUAAAAUCAGAUUAAAAUCAAAUAAGAUCACGCACCUCUGGUAUCAAAUAUGGAUGGUUUUGGAAAGGAUUACAUGUUUAUUCAGUUCUUUCAGCAAGCAUUCUUAUGGAGGGGACCACACAAAAACUGUUCAGUCCCUGGGCCCCUCAAGAGUCUAACAAAGGACCUGGUCUUGGCUGUGUGGUACAUUAUAGUUUAAACCUGUGCACAAUACUGAUAGGUGUGCUUUAUAGCCCUUUUAAUUCUCUCAAUAUGCUUCAUAGGUCCAUAGUUUAGAACUAAGCGUUGCAAAAUGUUCUCGGGGUGGCGCAGUGGGGAUACGGACCACUAUAUGAACGUAGGAAAACGUCCUUGGGUUAAGUCAGACCAUUGAUCCAUCUAGCUCGGUAAAGACUUGCAGUUUGAUGGUGGCUCUCUAGAGUAGCCUUUCCCAACAAAAUGCCCUCUAGGUGAUAUCCAUCAGCUCUAGCCAGCAUCACAAAUGGUGAGGGCUGGUGGCAGUCACAGCCUGAAGCUUGAGGAGGGCACUAUAUCAGGGAAGGCUGCUUUAGGAUUUUGCUAUCUGCUUGCCUACACUCGUUUCUAAAAGCUUCCCAAGGCUUCUGCUUCUUCCUCAGUACUGUUAAAAAAAUAGGUUUGUAUUUUUUUUCCACUGGAAUUUAAACCUGAUAAGGGGCUGACGAAUUUAGUUUGACCUUGGGUGCCACAAAUUUGAGUUACCUGCCAGGAAUCUGUGCCUUUUAUGAAUGGUUUGGUCAUGUUUAGCACUAGGGUUGCUCAGGGAGCGGGGCGGGGAGAGCUGAAGAUCAUCAGUGUCAUGCUGUACCUCUGAGUACUUGCGCCCUAAAGUAGAGAAUGACAUAAAUUAGCCCCCAAUUCCUCCCAGUUGGGAGGAUGGCUGUGAUAAUCAUAGUCCCUAAAGGAAUUUUGAAUAUAGCACAGAAAUGUGUGACUCUUGUCAGGAGAUCUUGGAACAGGUUUAGUGCUAAUAGUUAAAUUUUCCAUUUGCUAUGAAAUGAUACAGAACCUAAAAUGUUGGUGUUAAUCUACUAUACCAGCUUCAAACUAUAGCUAAACUCGUACAAGGUUAAUUUUGCGCAGUGUUUGGGUUGGAGGGCCUUGUAUGCAUAAGUAACAAAUCUGUAACAUUGAGUAAAAUCUCUUUACUCAAAGAGAGCAGCAUAUGUAGAAUAAAGUGUGUUCCUGAUCUAGACUGCUGAACAAGGAAAUGUGGUUGGAACACUUCAAGCUGCUUUUGACUGUGGGUUCUAAUUUCAGAUAAUCAUGUAGACAUACAUGCCUAAGCCUUAAAUGCUUUGCUUUCUCAAGUAACUUUUGCAAGGCUUCAAAAGAACAUUCAGUAGUAUGACUUCAACACACUCCAUUAAAUCUUCUUUUAUAAAUGAGUGAAUUUUUCUCCAUUAACUGGCAAAACUUCCUACUUUACAUUUGGUAUUGUUUCCUGUAAGUUCCUUUCAACUAAGCUGCCUAGAAGAAACUAAUUCCUUAUUUCCUUUAAGUGGGUAAAAUCCUAUUGUGAAAGUUCUCAGUUUGAGGCCAGAAACAUUUCCAAAACGUUCAACUUGAUAUCGCCUCCUCUAGUCUAUAAGCGUGUAGAGAUCCUUUUGUACAGAUCACACACAGUACACCACCUGCUGCAAGGAAAGAUGUUGGACCGGUGCCCCAGCAUACCCUUUACAAAAGAGGACAGAAUCGCUCUGAUCAUAUGCAGGAAACAAGCAGCGACUCUCCUCCACCAAUACAGUGUGACUCCUCUACAGCAGGACAUUCAUGCAACCUAGGUCAUAGCCAGCUUCAAGAUUCUAUACCUCCAGGUGUGGUGUGCCCCACCAUGAAGACCUGUCCUACAAUUUGAGAACCACAGAAUUACGAGAUGGAAUAAACUAAUCCAGAGUCAUCUAAAGAGGCAACAAUCCUAGUGGCUCUUAAGGAUAAUUGAAUGAGUAAAUCUUUUGAGAGAGCAGUCAUGUGGCCUCCAGUGAAACUAGUAAAUAGUAACUAAUGGAGUUAUUUAUACUGUUGUCAGUAUUCACCAGUUACCUAACCUAAUAGUAAAAGUUCUAAAAACACACUAGUCUGGCUUGGAACAAAGCUGUAACGAUAAAAUAGAUUUUGAUGAUCAGUAAUACGUGACCAAUACCUCCUAGUGUGUUUCCAAACAAGUCACCUGGAGUAUCUAAAAGAGUACUUACAGUUGCUUGGAUUGAUGGCAGAAUAUACAUAACUUCUAAACCAAAUUUGUAUUAACCAAUAUCCAUAAAACCAAAUUGAGAGCCAGCAGUCCUAAAUAGUGCAACUUUCUUUCAACAAACAAAACCACCUUUUCUCUCCUCAGGCGCAAUCUUACAAAGCAAAUUUAGAAACUCUGGCCAGUGUAUUAUAUAGCAGCUCAGUACCAUGUCUUUGCAAGAAGUUCCAUGUUUUUCACAUUUUCUUAAAAACCUAUGUAUGUGCUUUGGAAGUGAUCCUGGUAUUUGGUAUGUGUGGGUGAAAUACAGUGCUCUAGUUUUGCUGUUCACUACUCAAAAAAACGCUGAGGCAGAGUGCACACAGGUACUAGGUUCAGUAUUUCCAUUAAAAGGAUCACUGAUAGCAGGACUAUGAAUUCCACUACCAGGCCUAGAUGGCUGGAUUUCAUAUAAGACAGUUUUAUAUAUAUUCUGGACUUCCCUGUUGCUAAUUGCUACUUGGAGGUUUAGUUAAUGCAGACUCAUCCAAGUCUAGUUUUUCCUGCUCCUAAGUUGUUUUGUAAUGCAAGCAGCAGUAGAUUUAGUUACCACUUGUUUCUUUCAAUCUAGGCAUAGCAAGAGACCAUUUCUCCUUUCUUCCUCUGUCACUUGAGCAAAAUCAUCAUGGGAAAUGAACUAAACAUAAGCAAUCGGAAGCUCAGUUCAUGUGCAAGCCAUGCACCAAAGUUGUGAGUUCACUUAGUGGAAUAGUGUCAUCUAGAGGUAAUUACAGUUGAUAUUAUCUUAGGUUGUAAUUAUUCAAGGUAGAGAAAACUGCUGAUCGCCAACGUUCUGCUAUCAUUAUUGCUGUUGCAACUUCUGUAGCCUAUGAUCCAGUCUUUACAACUGUAAAGCGUAAGUACAAGGUGGUUGUACCAUUUUUGUAUUAUAGAAAACAAGGUAGGAGGACUGAAUUACUUGCAGCACUGGUUCUCAAACUGCGUGUGCCAGUCUCUUAAGCCAGGAAUGCAUCACAAAGUUUCUGGAAGGAAUAAGAUAUUUAUGGAGGUGGUCAGUGUCUCCUGUACUAGCUAAGGUUUGGAUGGAUUUAAGGCCCCCUGGCAGAGGAACUUCACUGGACCCCAUUGGAUUCUGUGGAGUGACUGAACCCUCAUUGCUCCACUCUUCAAAGGGAAGCCAAUAAAUUGUUCUGUUUUGCCUGCACAUAGUUUCUAGAGCAGAGAUGGUGGGCUGGGGUCAGUUGUUUUUUUCUAAUGCUAGUGUUAGGCUUAGUAUCUCAGUCCAAAGAUCUUGCAGGUAGCAGUAGUUUAUAUGGACACAGGUUAUUUGUCUAUCUGCCCACCUGUGGAACAAACAAUUUGGGUUUGGAGGAGUGGGUCAGAAGAUGGAGUAAGUAUAGAAGGAGACCUCAAAUUUUGAGAAACAGCGUCUGCAGGGUUUCAGAAUGGCAAAUCCUAAGUGAAGGGUUUUUUUCAUUGAUGGGAGGGAGGAUCUUUCGGAAGCGAUCGUACUGCUGACAGACGCAUUCAAAAUGUGUCUUGGAAAGCAUCUUCUAGCCCAGGGGUCAGCAAACCUUUUUAGCAGGGGGCCGGUCCAUUGUCCCUCAGACCUUGUGGGGGGCUGGACUAUAUAUAUAUAUAUAUUUUAAAAAUGAACAAAUUUCUAUGCCCCACAAAUAACUCAGACAUACAAGCACACAUUCUACUCUGAUCCCCGGACCGUCCACGGGCCGGAUUUAGAAGGCGAUUGGGCCUUAGUUUGCCUACCCGUAUUCUAGCCCUCCAUAAUGCAAGCACAUGCUUUCUGGCAUGAUAUUUUCAUAAGGGAACGUGAUUCACAGAGGCUUGAAUAGGAUUUAAUGGAAGGAGCAUGUUGACAUACAUAGUUCAAAUGUCUUUGCCAGGGCUGACAUUCUGGUUCGAAACAUUAUUAGAAAUCUCAGUACUAUGAUGCUAGUGGUGUUCUCAUGGAGGAGCCUGUGUCUAGGGCAGAAGUUGUAGCAAUAGGACACCUGCCUUACGUUCUCCAUGUUACUGAAGGCAGAAUUGACUCAGUUGUUCACAAGCAAGACUGGAAGCAGGGGUUCUUAACUCCUGCCAAUCAAAGUAGUGUGUUUCUUUUUCUACAGACAGUUUUUGGUGUUAACCACUGCUACUACCUAAUAGCAAAGUGAGCCUCUUCAAAAUGCCAAACAGUGAUGUGAAAUAGUAAAGCUAGGAAUGGGAGGGGGGCAUCUUAAAAAGCCAUGCUAUUAAUGCAGCACAGUAAUUGCUAAUAACAGGUCGCUUAUUCUCUAAUUUGCUUGCCUACAGCACUUCAUCGCCACCUGGUUGCUUUUUUAGCUCCUGUGUACAUGUGCCCUUGGAAGUGGGUGCUUAUCUAGGGGUGAAACAUGGGGUUUAAGGCUGUGCCAUGGAGGGUAUACACACAUGUGUCUUUACUUGAAUAUAUUGCUGUUACACGUUAGGCAAGUGCUAAAUUAAAGGCUGGUUUUUGUUAUCAACAUUGUGUUCCCUUUAUGCUUUGAAUUUUCACUUAAUGGGGUAUUUGUCAUUAAAUAAUUUGUUGUUGGGGCAUCCAGAAAUGGGUUAACUCAGCCUUUUUCAACCUGUGGGUCCCCAGAUGUUGUUGAACUACAACUCCCAUUACCCCUAGCUAGCAAGACCAGAGCUCAGGGAUGAUGGGAGUUGUAGUCCAAUAACAUUGGGGACCCACAGGUUGAGAACCACUGGGUUAACUAGUCUAGAUUAGGAGCAUGUUUCUUUCCUGGUUAGAUUAGCUUUCCUCAACUCUGUCAACAAGUACAUUGGUAAUAAUAUAAAGCGAUAAUAGAGCUUUCUUCAGAGCAUAUUUUGGUGCAGAAUUCAGUAGCCAGAUUGCUCACUGGAGCAAGACAGUUUGAGCAUUAUUCACUGAUCCUUGCCCUACUGCACUGGCUACAGAUUAGUUUCCAAGCCCACUUCAAAGUGCUGGCUUUGACCUAUAAACCUAUAAACCCAUAAACGGCACAGGACCUCAAUACCUCAAGGACUGCCUCUAUAUGAACCUACCUGGACCCUGCGAUCAUCAAAUGAGGCCUUUCUUUUGUGUGCCUCCCCCCAAAAGGUCAGGAGGGUGCCAACACAAGAAUGGGCCAUUUCUGCAGUGGCUACCUGUUUGUGGAAUGCUCUCCCCAGGGAGGUUUGGCUGCUGCAUUCAUUAUACUGUGCAUCUUUAUGCACCAUUAACAUCAUAUACACUUUUAAAUGGGGGGAGGGGGUUAUUUGUUUGGGGUUUUUUUGUUUCUUCCUGUUUUUCUAAUGUAUAUUGUGUUUUUAUCUUAUGUUGUGAACCGCCCUGAGAUCUACAGUUGAAGGGUGGUAUAGAAAUAUUAUUAUUAAUAAUUAUUGAGACGUUAUGCCAAUUGGGAUUUUCCUCUGGUAUAUGAAACCAGUGGACAUUAAAGUAGUGCAAACCAUUUUGACUUUCAUUGGUAAAGAGUUCUGGAGAGUAAGAUUGGUAGAACUAGUUUUAAAGGAUAUGUAUCAGUCUAUGGACUGGGCAGAUGUUAUAAGUUUUUCCUGCGUAAAACAAACUGUCCAGUAAAUGGCAAUCUGCAGGAAACCAAUACCAUGACUCAGAUCCAAUUUUGUGUGCCUUUCGGUGCUUCUUCUGUCCUUUAAAAUUGGAAAAACUGCUUGCCUAAGAACUGCAAAGGCAGUUUGAUAUGUGAAGGCAUGUCGCUCAACGUCAUAAGAGUGUUUUGCUUGCUCUUGGGUUGGGUUGUACUGUGGUUUUUUUUUUGUAAGCUGCAUUAUAUACGUAUCAGGUGAGUGUAAAUCUCAUCUACGAUUGGGAAAUUGUUUCUCUCGGAAACUUUACAAAAGUUGUAUUUCAUCAGAUGCAUGUGAUUAGCAUAUUGCAAAUAUCCUUUUCUUGAGCAAGGUCCUCAAGCUGGCGGUGACUCUUCUGAAUGAGAAUGAUCUUUCCCUUUCAGUCUGGUUCUGACACACUUAGUUGCCCUGAUGGAUAACUGUGUUGGGAUAAUGAGAGUUGGAGUGAAACCCUGAUAAUUUUCCUGAACUGCAUGUUGGCCUCUGAUGCCAUCGCCAUCAGCCUUUCCAAAACAAUACCUGUUACCUGGCUUCAGAGACGGCAUGUUGUUGUAGUUCCUCUCCUAAUUGCACGGCUAAUUCCUGAAGGGUGUAAUUUAAUUCCUGAAGGUGUACUUUGAUGUGAGGUGGUGGAAGUAUUGAAUCCACUGUCUGGUGAUGGAUGAGGGCCAUCCACCCAGAGCUCAAUCCUAACAAGAUGAUGGUGCUGUUGAUAGGUGGCUUUUCUGCCUAGGCACAAACAACUUGGACACAGUUGCAUUUUCUCCGAAGGACCAAAUUUACAAUUCAGGGGUGUUAACUAUUCCAGCUUUGUCACUGGGGGAUUGCCUCUGUGGUUUGUAGCACCUAUCUUCAUUGUGGGCUGGUGCACCAGCUAAAUCCUGGACAGAUUUGGCCUUGCCUUGGUAAUUCAUGCUCUGAUAGCCUAUUGCUUUGCACUAUACAUGAGAUUUCUUUUGAAAUCUGGAGAUUUCAGUUGGCUCACAGUGUAGCUGCUUGACGUCUAACUAGGUCUUAUCCUAGGGAGCAUGCCAUGUGCAACCCAAAAUAGCUAUGUUGGCUUGUAACCCAUUUACAGUCUCAAUUCAAAGUGCUGUUGCCUACCUUUUUGAAAAGCAGUUUAUGGCCUGGAGUUUGGGUACUUAGAAUCAUAGAAUCUUUGAGUUGGAAGGGAACCAAGGGUCAUCUAGUCCAACCCCCUUCAAUACAGGAAUCUCAGGUAAAGCAUCCAGACAUAGUCUCAAUGAGGUUUAUGAACGUGACUAACUUAGGUCUAUCUUUGCUUGCUCCCAAAUGUAACUGGAUGUGAAUUGAGUUCUGUGACAUAAGGUCCUUGUGAAGUGAGGCAGGUGGUGACUGGGGUGAGGGCCUUUUGGUUGUGGGUGUCCCCUUUGAAGCUAUUCUUUCCAGCGAGGCUUGCCUAGUGAUCACUCUGUCAUUUUGUUAACAGGCAGAAAAUGUAAUUUUUUAAAAGGUGCCUCUGUUUUAUUACAAGCAGCCCCAAGGGCAUUGCUGAAGGGCACAAUUAAGCAUCCUGGUUUCCUGUAUGUAUGUAUGUAUGUAUGUAUGUAUUUGCUUGCACACUAGGUCAUGGGUUGGCUUAGCAUGGCAUGCAGAUGGGAGCCAAUAUGUAAGCGAAAGACAGCUCCGCACAAUGGAUAUUCCCUAUCCCUAUAUCCUCCCAUCCCAAAGCAAGCUCUCCAGAAGGUUGGCAGAGAACUAAUGAACAUGUUGUGCCCUGUUGUGUAGACCUGCGAUAGGAGAGGGAAGUUGUGCAAAAUGGGCAGAACAAAUCAACUUUUAUUUGAGAGCACUAUUUGGGAGCAUAGGGGACUGUAGGGAGGAGUAGGUGAAGGGAUAGGUUGGUUGCAUGAACUGCCUUCUGCUUGUGCAGUGUUGGAGAUGACUCAUAAAGGUGUAGGUAGGUUAAUUUGUAACACAUCCCUCAAAGUGUGCUAGUUCUUACUUUAUUUCAUGCACUUUUAAUAUACCUCUUGACUGUAAGAAAAAAUGCACCCUCAAAGCGGUCUGGGGAAAAAAGAAUAAAAUGGGAAAAACAGCUAUUUAAAGCAUUCAAACAAUAAUAAAAAACAGUGGUAAGGUAAAAGCCGAUUAAAACACAUGUAAACAUUCUACAUCUCUGGGUAGGCUUGUCUAAACAUGUUUUUAGCAGGUGCCAAAAAGACUACUGUGAAGGCUCUUGACUGAUGUCAUUAGGCAGGGAGUUCCACUUCUGCCACACUAAAAGAUUGAUUUCUCACAAAUGUGGAAUUAGUAUUACGUGGCAACGAUAACUUUACCAGUUCUACAGAUCGAAGCUGUUAAGUGAGCAUAAAUGAGGUAAGGUGAUCUUGCAGAUAAACUGGUCCCAAGGUGUUAAGGCCUUUAUAUAAUAAUGUCACACCAUGAACUUGGCCUGGUAGCAGAUCUGCAACCAGUGCAGGUCUCUGGCAGCGUCUAACUCCUGUCAGCAGUUGUGCUGCAGCAUUAUGCACUAAUUGCAGCUUCUGGAUCAAGUGCAAGGGAAGCGCCACAUAGAGUGCAUUGUGAUAAUCCAGUCUUGAAGAAACCAAUGCAUGAACUACUGUGGCCAGGCUUUCCCAGUCCAGGAAUGGCCAUAGUUGUCAUAGUAGUUUCAAUGGCUGGAAGUGCCUUCAGUUACAAAGCUGGAUCCAGAAGCAGCCCCAGAUUGGGAACCUGCACAUUCAAGUGGACUUAAUUGCAAUCUGCAACAAAGAUACAGUAGUACCUUGGUUUACAACCAUAAUCCGUUCCAGAGGUCCAUUUGUAAACCAAAACAGGUUGCAAUCCAAGGCGUGCUUUCGCCAAUGGGGCCUCAAAAAUAAAAAUAAAAAAAAUUGUCCGUGAUAAAAAAAAAAGGUUGCAAACCCAGGACACACACGUCCGGGUUUGACGUGUUUGUAAUCCAAAACAUAUGCAAACCAAGGUACCACUGCACUGUGUUGUGAAGUCGUUAUCUGUGGUCAGACUUUAAUUCUGCUGUAUGCCGUUUCUUUGAGUGGUUAUGCUAUGUUUCCUUCUGAGAAGGAAGCUAAAUUAUAUUGCAUGUCAUGGGAUGCUUCUGCACAGUAAAUGCUUGCUUUACUCUGAAAACGUACAAACCUCUGAAAAUGUAGCAAAAUGGAGAAUAUUAAGGCAGUGACUUAUUUCCUUCAUUUCAAAUACAGUUGUACCUCGGGUUAAGUACUUAAUUCGUUCCGGAGGUCCGUUCUUAACCUGAAACUGUUUUUAACCUGAAGCACCACUUUAGCUAAUGGGGCCUCCCGCUGCCGCCGCGCCACCGGAGCACAAUUUCUGUUCUCAUCCUGACGCAAAGUUCUUAACCCGGGGUACUAUUUCUGGGUUAGUGGAGUCUGUAACCUGAAGCGUAUGUAACUUGAGGUACCACUGUAGAGGUUGAAGUGCCCGUGUAUGAUAGAAGUUGAUUGUGUGUUUCUACAACAAAGUGUUAGUGACUUGCUCCAUUAAUAUAACAUAUUACUUUCUGUGGCAACAAUUACAGUGCACAAAUACAGUGAACACUCAAGGAUUGUAGGUAUAUACAUAAAAAUGAAUGUAAAUACUUGAAAGUGCCAUGCUAACUUGCUAGUGUGCGUUGGAAAAACUUAAGCUAGGAGAGCCAGUGUGGUGUAGUGGUUAAGAGCAGUAGUCUUGUAAUCUGGGGAACCGGAUUCACGUCUCCGCUCCUCCACAUGCAGCUGCUGGGUGACCUUGGGCUAGUCACACUUCUUUGAAGUCUCUCAGCCUCACUCACUUCACAGAGUGUUUGUUGUGGGGGAGGAAGGGAAAGGAGAUUGUUAGCCACUUUGAGACUCUUUAGGAUAGCGAUAAAGUGGGAUAUCAAAUCCAAACUCCUCUUCUUCCUCCUCCUCCUCCUCCUCCUCCUCCUCCUCCUCCUCCUCCUUCUAAGCUAGGAGUAACUUCUGAAAGUUCAUGUUGCAGUUAGUGAACCACGCUGUAUUCUUGAAGUACAGUCAUGAACUAAGAUUGCUUAAAAGGCUUCCAAAUAAAGGCUCAACUCCUUCUGAAGUUUAGUAUAGAUUGGAUGAAUACAUGGGUAAAAGGGAAACUUGGCUAGGUGUCAGGAGGUUGUAACAACAUCGCUAAAAAUCUUGACUUUGUUCAUCACAUUCUUAACUGAUGAAGGUUGGUAGCAAUGCCUACCUGCAGCGUAUUAAUACUACCUUUGCUUUACACUGUGUAUGUAUCGAAUGCAGCUACAUGUCAAGGGAUGCUUCCGCAUCCCAUUCUUUAUGGCUUGCUUGCAUGAAAGUACACUAACAAGCUAUUCUUAGUAAGGAAUGAGCUUUUUUGUCUUGCUUCCCUUGACUCAUGAGUACCAAACAAGUUAGCUGUAAAUGUUCACAACCUCUGAACCCUGCCUCCAUUAAUUCUUUAAGAGAACAUGGUACCUGUUUUGUGUCACUCUGUAACAGUAAUUUGGUAUGGAAUUAAAUUUGAAAUGGACAGAAUAUAAGAUCCUCUUUCUAUUACCUUUCGGGAGGGGCAGAAAUGACCUCUAUAUAGGAUGUUCUCUAAAGGUAAUAUUUCUUUUUAUAGGAACUUAGUGACUUGGCUCGUGACCCACCAGCUCAGUGUUCUGCAGGCCCUGUUGGAGAUGACAGUAAGUAACUGACAAACUAAGUUUAAACCUAAUAAACCAAUGUGACUUGCUCUAUGUCUGUCUAUAUGCUCUUUUCCCUAAAGAAAUACUGAAUUUUUCUUUUUUCCCUCCUUCUUCUCAGUGUUUCAUUGGCAAGCCACAAUUAUGGGCCCUGUAAGUAUUUCAACUUUCUGAACGAUGAUUUAAAAUAGAAAUGUUUGAAACUCUAAGGCCACUCUCAUAUCUGUUUUGAAGGUGUAUUAGUAGGGAGGUUAUAGUACAUUUUAUUGGACCAACUAAUUUUUCUCGGUACAGAUAUUUUUCUGCUUCUCUUGGGAGGCUAAGGAGGCUACCAGUAUUUGUCCUGAAAGUAGAGAAUCUUUGUAGACCUCUUCCUCAAAUUGCACACAAUAGAGAUUUGUUUUAUUAAAAUAUUUCUAUACUACUGCUACCAGAUCAGUCUUUGAAUAGUUUACACUGUAUCUUCAACCUUUUCAGACCCAGAGCCCAUUUCUAAUAUAAACAUGCAUUUGUUUUCUUAAACUGUUACUUGCGUGGUGUCAGUGCAUCUGUUCCAACCCACCUCAGAUCAGUUAAAGACCAGUGCUUUAUACAACUCAAAAUACCAAUAACAAUAUUUUAACAUCAAAACUGCAUAGUAAGCAAGCAGAUAAAACAGGACUGUCAGCAAGAUUUAAAUUGCCUAAACGUAAAUUUUAAGAAUCAAAAAAGGUUUCAUUUAGUGACUGAAAGGAGUGUUGUAAUGCAAAAGACUGUUUCUCUAGUUACUUGUCAAUAGACAUGGAAGAAUCUUCAUGGGGAUUUCCAUAUCUUAUCUUUUUAUAAGACCGUAUUGCCAUAUGCAGUGCUUGGUUAAACUGAGCUCUGGUAGAAAUCUGGUAAACAUUUUGUUGCAGAUGGUUUUGCUUAUAGUUAAGCUAAUAUUUAAUCUUUGAGCACAGCUUAAUGGUACUGUGCUUUGCUAUUCUGAACUCUCUAUGGGUCCUGCUAUAACUCGGCUCUGAAUUUCCUUCUGACAGAAUGACAGUCCAUAUCAAGGUGGUGUUUUCUUCCUGACAAUUCACUUUCCUACAGACUACCCUUUCAAACCACCCAAGGUAAGCAUAAAUUUGGAAGAGUCUUUUGCUUCUAAAAUAUUGAACCUCUCUGGGCUUGUGAAUUAUAUGCCACUGUGUAAGAAACAAGUAUUUUUGUGGCUAUAUUUGCUUACAGUGCUUGUGUGAUCUCUAAUAGAAAAGCCUUGGCAGCUAGUUUUCCAUUAAAUAACUGGUUUGCAUGCUAAUCUUGCUCAGGUUUGGAUUGAAUUGCAGCUAAUAGAUGAAUUGUGCUCAAAAGAUUCCAUAAAUCAUAUAAUUUCUGAUUUAGUUCUAAAACUGUCUUUCAUGCUUUUUUCUGGGGGGAUGCAGGGGUACGCAUACCCCUAAACAUUUUGUGAAUCUAAGUUUGACCUCAUUGAGGGGGCAGUAUUUCAAUAUGAGUAGGAAAGUGAGAGUACCCCUAAACAUUUUUUAAAGAAAAAAAGCACUGGUUAUAUGUAUGAAUCUAAGUUGGAUUCAAGUGAUUAUAUGAAGUGUUUUGUUCAGAAAUUAUUGAAAGUGCCUUCAGUCUAGUUCCAUAAUGUUGACUGGUGAUAAUUUUAGUAAAACCAAAUCAUGAACCAUACAACUAAAUUUGUCUCCAAGGUAAUUCAAUUCUUUGUUCAAAACAGCAGUUCCAUGUGUUGCACAGCAGACGUCUUACUAAUGUUUCUGUAAUUCUCUUGAAUCUGUCAAGUACAGUAUUACUGUUACCCCCAGACAGUGCUAGGCAAUGAUGUGAGUGGGAUACUGCUGGCAAAAAAAGCUUGUCCUGUGAGUUUAUGGAGAAAAUUUAUAUAAUUAACAAGAGUGCCCUGGCUUUCUGGGUGACCUGGAGCAUAUUUGGGGAGUGUGCAGAGGGCUGAGGUGGGGAGGAGUGGAAGGUGAAGUUCCAUUAUACAAGCAGAAACUCAUUUUACUUUGCUUUAAUUCACAAAAAAUGCUCCAGAUGAAAAAUUGGGAAAUGUCCUAAUCUUUUUAUCAUAGUGGGCAUACAUUCACCGUAUUUUCUAAGAAGUUGGCAAGAUAAAAUAUGGAAGUAGCUGACUAGAAUACUUUAGAUGUGAAUAUAUAAAAUGGCAUUUAUUUCACUAAUUUCUUGCUAUAAAUGUGCCCCCUCACAUGCAUAAACUCUGAAUAUUUACAAUAAUGCACACAUAAACACCACGUAAUUUGAACUUUGGUGUUUUUAGGUCAAGUACCACAGGUCACAUCACAUUUAGUGCUUAUGUAGGUUUUAAAAAAAUAUUGAUUGAUCUUGUAUAAAUAAGUGAAAACAGUAAAAUACUUGAGUGGGGAAAGAGUACCUAACAUGUGAGCAAUUCCCUCAAUGGCAUGUUUAAAUAAAUAGUGUGUACUCUAAAUAUUCUGACAACCAGCACCUUUAACCAGAACAAAAGGACAUGUGUGCUAACUGCAAAUUGAUAUACAUUUCUUCUAGGUUGCAUUUACAACAAGAAUUUAUCAUCCAAAUAUUAACAGUAAUGGCAGCAUUUGUCUCGACAUUCUAAGGUCACAGUGGUCUCCUGCUUUAACUAUUUCUAAAGGUAAGGGAAGUAUUUCACAAAAAUGUUGUCAUUGGGUUAAUGAAGCCGCUUGUAUUUUUUUACUCCCAUUGUGGGAAAGAGGCAUAUCUGAAUGUAUGGCUUCUUCCUCUCUCAGUGUAUCUUUGAUUGAUAUUUGAGUGCUAUUUUGACUUCAUUGUUCUGACCAUGACUAUUAAAAUUUGCAGUAUAUGUAAAACUUGGGUGCUAUUUAAAAUACUGAUUUAGAACUGGCAAGAGAAAAAAUCUAGCCUAAAUAAUAUGCCAACUUUGUAGCAUAUUAAAAUGUAAGAUUUUGAUGUAGUGAUACUGGAGUUGAAGGACACUUUCAUGUAUUUACAGUCAAAAUAUUCAGGCACUUACCAUCACAUAGGUGAUUGCUUUCUUCUUUGAUAUGUCUCCUUGUACUGAUAAGCGAGACUUCCUAGAAAGUCAUCAGAGUGAUUUGGUUAUAGGAGCACUUCUGUAGAGAAUUGUGAUUUUGGCUAAGGAGCAGUAAGCAUUACACCUGAACUUGGAUUAAUACAUGCCAUGUCUAUGUGUUUACACAGUGUUGUCCAUAGGCAGAAAGGAAUGUAGACAAUAUGGCUCAAGCUAUUAAAAUCUAGGAUGAAGUUUGUGUUCUGCAAUUUGCAGCAUUCAUGUGUAUAAAGCUUUUAAAAGAGCAUUCAGUUGUCAUUGCAACCAGGGGUGCCAGCAGGAUUUUAUUGGGCCCUCCGCCCCACUUGUAAAGGAGGGCACAAAUUUGCUUAAGUUUUGCAGAUGCUUAGUGUCACAUGGCAAUUUGUAUUGCCUCUUUGGGGUGAGAUGGAGGGCUUAAAUUCCCAAAUGAACCUCCAUUUUCUGUAUCUAGAGAAAAAUCGAGUGAACCACACUGGGGAAGACUCCGCCAAAAGGUUUUAAAAUGUCUGGAGAAGGGACUUCAUGGGUCAUUUUAAAACAAUGUUAGGUUAUUCUUGAGCAUGUACAAUCAUGGGUCUGGCUUGACACUUUGACUGUAAAACACUGAAAGGGGUUAUCCGAAUUUUAUCUUUGAGAUUGCUUCGCAUGUUACCUGAAUGUUUUGUUUAACAUUCAUUCUACAUGGGAUGAAGAUUUAUAAGGAAAGAAAAGAAAACGGGGUCUAGGCCUUGUACAGUAGUACCCCAUCUCAGCAUCUCUGAUUGUAAUGAAUGUGGUCACAUCCUUUAGGCAACCUUUUUAAUAAAGUAUAUGAGCCUGAUCAUACAUGCAAAUUGCAGUGGGAGACAAUUAGCUUGUCUUUCAAUGAAGUAUUUCAUAGUCCUUUUCGGAUUUUCACCAUAAAUGCUACUCUUUUGUUGCAGUACUGUUAUCCAUUUGUUCACUGCUAUGUGACCCAAAUCCAGAUGAUCCCCUAGUGCCAGAGAUUGCACGUAUCUAUAAAACAGACAGAGACAAGUAAGUAUAGCUCCCUUGGAAAGAUUGCCUUAGUGAAGAGAUGUGGCUAGAAAAUUAUUGAGUUUCCUUUGCUCUUUUCAAAUUGGAGUCUGACUUGGGUUAAAAUGCUCCGGUUAUUUUAAAAUACAGAAGGCUCCAGGACAGUGCUAAAACUGAAGUUAGACUCUAAUCCUGGCCAAAAUACUUAUUUCUGUUGUUUGAUUGUUAUGGAACAGUUGAAAAACAGCACACAAGGUUUUGAGUUUGAGGGAGGGCGGAGGGAGUGCAAACCUAUCCACUUCCAUGGCUCUUAACUAUUGCCUUCUGUUCUGGAUUUAACUGUGGUUGCAUCAAAUUCCCCAUUAGUUCUAGAACUGCUUCCAGGUAGACUUAAAGGAUCUAUUCGCUCAUCUUUCUUACUAAAUAUACUUAUCCAAUUAGGUACAAUAGGUUAGCAAGAGAGUGGACAGAGAAAUACGCUAUGCUGUAGGGUAAGACUAUCUGCACUUCAUGGUGCGUUAAUGAUGUUGGGACUUCAGCACUUGAGUGCAGCAUGCUUAAGGCACUGGAUUUAACUAACAAAUAAAAGAUUGUACCAGUUACUGAAAUACAAAGCUUAACAGCUCGAUCGGUAUUCAGUGUGAGAGACCUAUUUCUGCAUGGCUAAACAAGUAGAGCCAAACAUAAAAGGUGGUUUUCUAGUUGUUUUUCUUGGUUCUGCAACUGCUGCUUUAUCUGGUAGGUAUUUUUGGCACUACUUCAAAGAAGAUGGCUUUGGUCAUCUAAUAUAAACUGUUAAGUAAGUGAAAUUCAGAGCUCAUGAAGUAGAAAAAGUUACUAGGCAUGUAUAAGUAGGCACUAACAUAAUAACUGAGCAUGUAAACAUAGAACUGGUUCAAUCACAGUAGAGCUCCUGCACAGUUCUCUCAACAUCCCUGCUUUUUGAGAGGGAGGCUGGCUAAAGGACUUCAUGACUUGAUUGUGCUGUUUGUCAGAGUUUGGAAUUUUGCAUUACUUGUCAUAACACAACCGAACAUCCACCUGUACUUGCACAUUAAGAUGUGAUUUUCUAACAUGCAGUAAUAUGUUUUACACAUGAGAUAAAAAAAAUGGCAUGUGUGCUUUGCCCAGUGUCUCUUACAGAUUUAGGUUAGUGAUCAAGAACAACACCAAAAGUAGUACUGCGUCUUGAUGGAGAUAUUUUAAGGCAGUCUGUCUGGCGUUAAUGCUAGUUUUACUUCUUGUUUUUGUUAUUUGGAGUGGUUUGUUUGGGACAGUUAAGGAAAAUGGAAGCAUAGGUAGGGAUUUUGUAUGUUUAGAAUUCUAAUUUCUCCUAUUUUCAUUUCUGGAUAAAGUUGGCUGCUUUGUUUAGAGAUAAAAGAUCAAGAAUUUCUACACAAGUUAAACUAGGCGGAGCUGCUGUGUUGUAUCAGUAAUGUCAAGUAGUUUCUUCAUAUUAAGUUAGCAACUACUUCGCUAUAUUUUGAGUCUUCUGCCUGUUGGAUCGAAAGCUUGACUUUCUAGGUUUCAUGGGACAACAUAGUUGUUGGGUUUUUGUUUUUUUGAGAAAAGUAGUAUAAAUUAUCAUGUUCCUGGGAAGCUGAAGGAGACGUUAAUGUGUGGAAUAUUUUAUUGCUGAUUGUAGUUUGGCUGAUUUUGCUUAACAUGUUUUCCUCUUACAGGUACAACAGAAUAUCUCGGGAAUGGACUCAGAAGUAUGCCAUGUGAUGCUACCUUAAAUCAGAAUAACCUGCAUUAUAGCUGGAAUAAACUUUAAAUUACUGUUCCUUUUUGAUUUUCUUAUCCGGCUGCUCCCCUAUCAGACCUCAUCUUUUUUUUUUUAUUUACCUCUAUCCAUUCAUGCACAUGCUCAUCUGAGAAGACUUUAGCUCUUCCAGCUUUGGACAAUAACUGCUUUUUAGAAUCUGUAAAGUAGUUAUACAAGAACAAUUGCCCAAGAUUCAGAAUUCUUUAAAUGGAGCAUGUGUGUUGUGGCCAAUGUCUUCACUCUAACUUGGUUAUGAGAUUGAAAUCAUUCCUCACUGCUCUAACAGUUCUACUGAAGAUAUCGCCCAAAGGGAGGGAGAUGGAUGUUCAGUUUGCUCACAUCACAGGAAAUAACAUUGCUGUAGCAUCAUCCAUCUUGUUUUAAAUCCUUCCAGUGUUAGAGACUGAGGUUUCAUGACAUACUUGUGCUCAUAACUGGUAUGGCUGGAGAAUUGGUACAGAACCUGUAGCAUCAGCAGAACAGAACACGUGAUGUAUCUUAUGCAUGUCAAUAAAGGAAUGACCAGUUCUUGUUCUACAGAGAAUGGAAAUUGGAAGUCCAACAUCUCUUGUAUUCCAAAAUAGGGUCUCAGAACAUUUUUGUAACUCUCAUUUAAAUUUUGUUAGGAUGCUUGGAGCUAUUAGUUAAUCUAUCUUCCACAACAGUUUAAUAUAGCACUGAAUAAAUGAUGCAAGUUGUCAAUGGAUGAAUGAUCAACUAAUAGCUCUCCUAGUAAUUGAUUUUAUUUUCUUCAAUAAAGUUACAUAAACCAAUGAGUUAGCUGCCUGGAUUAAUCAAUAUGGGAAACAAAAAUCUUUUGUAAAAGCAAAGGUGGUUUUUGUAUAUACUUUUUGGGAUUUGCCUCAUUGUUUGACAUCAAAUAAUGAUGUGAAGUUAGAGUGAACCUUUUUGCCAUGUUCAGUUAUAAUACUUGGUCUGUUUUCAGGUUGACACAUUGAUCAGCCCUGGAGUAAGCAGAACUAAUAAGCUAAUCUAGUAGUGUAGACUUUAGUGUGCUACACAAGGUACUGGGAGCCAAGAGUUCAAAUAUGGACUUGGGGCCCAGCUGAUAAUAUGUACUGGUGUAUCAGAGACACGUCCAGAUGCACCCUGCUUGUUGACUGAGAAGCAUUUCUUCACCGUGUACACUUGACAGCUGAAAGAUCUUUAUGUGGGAGUAAUGAGGCAAAAAUUGCAAAAUAAAGUACUGUUUUGAUGUGGGAAUUGUCAUGAGGUUGUGUUGAAGUGAUUUUUCUAUGUGGGAUGUUUGCUAUCUAUCAAAGGACUACCAUGCUGCCACAUAACAUUAAUGAACAUUUUUGUUGCAGUGGUCACUUUUCAUUUCUGGUGGCUAAAAUGAGUGAAUAAAGUCAUUGCUACUGGGUUUUUUGUUUUGUUUUGAGAAGCACUGUCUUGUGCCACUCAUUCUUGAUCUUGUUGGUAAUAAGGUUUCUUUCCCCCUUUCUCUUCCUACACUCAUGAUUUUGUCUCCAUCCCUGUCUAUAGCUCAGCAUUUUCUAGCCUUGUAUGAUCAGUUUGUGCUUCUGUGACUUCUAGAUCCACUUCUGGCACUGCUUAUAGUUCUGUGCAUCCUAAUUCCUUGUCUCCACAUAACAGUGGAAACCUAGAUGUAAAAUAAAUGUUAAACUAACUUUUAUAAAAGUGGAAUAUGUAGUUUGGCCACUGUUUGUUUCAACUUUUAAACAUGAUGAAAACCUACACAUUCGGUUGCUUAUUCAAGACAAGCUCUUCAUUGCUGUGCCUUCUUCAAGGAGCUUCCAUCGCUAGUAAUAAAAGUCACCUUGGAGGGCAAAUGAGUGUUCACUUGCCAGUCAGGACUAGGUACUUGGAGGACGCUUCUCUGAUAAUUUUACAUUAAACAGUUUCUGUAACCCAGACUGCUAGCCAAAAUACUUUUUUUAAAAAAACGGAAUGAUCCGGCUAAAGCUAAACAUACAGUUUUCCUGGUAUCCACUAAAGUUUUUGGUUAAUUCUAUUGAUAUAAACAGGAGUUAUGAAGAGGUGCAUAAAUGUAGUUGGAUUGUGCAUGGGCGCAUUGUGCGCGACUGAGGUUCUAAACACAUCUGGAGGUGAAGUCCAUAGCAAGUAGCUUUCAUAUGAAAUUUAGGUUUGAGGUGUAAAGUUGAGAGGACACCAUGUUCUGGAUUAUAUAGUUGUGUAUAAAGCUAUGUGUGACUAACUUCUUAUUCAAUACACAUUUUCCAUGGCUAUUUUUUUACUGCUAUUAAAAUUCUGCAUUGCUAAUAUACAAGAGACUGGUUUCUAAACUGUACUUGAAAUUUGUAUAAUUGUACAAUCUGCAUAAAUCUGAGGCAAAGUUAGUCAUGUAGCCAAAUGUCAUCGCUUGGUGGUGUCCAUUUCCAGUCUAUAUUUCUUACUAUAUAGUUUGUUACGGAGUUCUAGUUUUUCUUCCAUGGUGGUAGGUUGUGGUAUUUACUGCUUCAUUGAGCAGACAAAAUUCAAACUUGUAUCUUGAACGUAGCUAAAUUAGGGAACUUUACAGAAACCUGUUUGCAUAAUUGAGUGUUCUUAGAAUUGAGGAACUUGGGAGAACUAUAGUCAUACAGCGCCCAUCACCUGAGGGAUAGCUCAUUUGGUAGAGCAUGAUACUCUUACAUCUCAGGGUCAUGGGGUUUGAGCCCCAUGUUGAGUGAAAGAUUCCUGCGUUGUAGAGAGUAAAUUAUCCUUGUGAUCCCUUCCAACUCUACAACUCUGAUUCUAUGAAUUCAUAUUGUUCAGAAAUUCCUACCUAGAGCCUUUUAAAUUCUAUUUCUUUGCCUUUUGCUGCUCCAAAAGCUUGAAAUGUGCGUUAAUUGAAGCUGAGAGCUUUUCUUAUGAUACAGGCAAUGUGUAUAUGCACGUGCACACACAGUUCACAUAGCAAAGCAGUGCAUUUUAAUGUCUAUUUCGAAAGUGUGGUUUUCCCUUUUGAAGCUUGUGGUAUGCACACGUUGGUGAGGACAAGAAUAGAAAGAUGGGACCAAGUUGAGCACGGGUGUUUUUCUCCAAAAUAGCACUGAGCUAACUAAGCUAAGAAAUGUCUACAAUAUGCAGACUUGAAUUUACUGAUGAACAUUAGGUGUUUCCUGACUGUUUCAGCUUCAUAUGAUCAUAUUGCACUUACUGGUUCAACUUUCAAGUAGUUGACUGCACUCCUGCCACUCUGUUGUUGGCACCCAUCUGUCUCAAGAGACAAUGGAGUGCACCUCUGGGGAUGAAGUCUACCUGUGUAGUGAACUCUGGGCAGUGUAUAUGUCUCAGCUGCCCAAAGACAGGACCCCCUUUUAUCCUUGUAGAUAUGGUCCAAAGGAAAUCGGAGCAAUAAGUUCAGCACCAGCUUGGCUGCAGGAGUUGCCAGAAGGAGGCGUACAAGACGCCGUCCAACCGCCUUAGGGACUCAACUCCCAGAUUUGUAUAGAGUUUACUCCUUAGCCUUUUCGUCUCCUAAAGAUGUCCUGAAGUCUUUCACGAAUGAAUAUAGCUGCAAGGCAUUGGAGGUUUAGGAUCAGAGUUUUCCUUCCCAAGUUGACGAGCCCCAUCUGCUCCACAUUUCCUUCCACAGCAAGUGCAGAAGCCGCCCUCUUAACCAUUGGACCCCCUAUUGGUCUUAUCCGCUGAUCGCCAGACCCUGUCUUCACAUGUAGGGGACGUUUCUAACUCACCGAGGGUUUGAGACCCAAUGGGGUGGGGUAGUACCUAUGGUCAGAGGCACAUUGUGCUCCUUAUGGGGUAGUUUGUCCACCUUUGGUCCGCACCCUGGACUCAGCUCUCACCUGUGGCUUCUACAAGCUGUCAGCAUGCGACAGCGGCCACACCCUGGGAAACAGCCACUUGCCACUCAGGAGGAAACUUGCUCAUUAAUGUGCCUAAUUGAUACUUCCUAUCGCCAUGUCUUUCUGCCAACCAACUAAUGUCUUCAGAGAAUUUAUCUAUGUGGAGUUCUUAACUUGCAUUCCAAGAACGCUAUUGCUACUUGGAACUUACUCCAAGGCAAAUAUAGCGUUUAACACCGUAAUAUGACAUUCUUGAAGUGGAAAUAGUACCUGUCAAUUUGAAACACAGGCUGACUGUUGAUUAGCAGGUAUACCACAGCAGUGGAUUUCUUGCUUUGGCAAAGGGUUGAACUAGAUGAACUUUUGAUGUUCCAAGUCUGAUUUGCAUGUUUGGCAACUAGCAACUGCUUCUGUCAUGUGUUUUGCACUUGACAACUGCCUUAAUUGUAACAGAACACAGAAUCUAUACCAAGAUCAUUCCUCAGCUUCCAUUAGCAGUACUAAGUAGCUGUUCUGCUGCAGCUCCUAUGGCAAAAGGAAUGGUGGUUCAGAUUUCUGUUAGUAUUAUGGACUUAAGUUGUGUAGGCACCAUUUUCUCCUGGUCUGCAUUGAAGAGACUAAGGUAGGAUGGACAACUGCUUCACUUCAGGUGGUCAUAGCAUUUUUUAUUGCUCCCCUAAUAAUUAUUUUUUCAGCCACCUCCAGAAAUGGAAAGUUGGCAUGAAGGGAGCUAGCUGGUUUAGGACCCAAGUUCUAGUCUUAUUUGCAGGCAAGCCUUUACAUAGGGACAGUAUAUUAAAAAUGGUAUUCUGUGCCUGUUGCAUCUUUACUAUUACCUGAAUGUGUAAGACUAGGCCUCUGAUCAAUGAACAAAAAUACUAAAAGCAAUAGGUAAGCAGUGGUUGUGAAGCUCUUUGUGGCAAUCUCAGUCUUCUUUACUCUAAUGAUUUCAGGGUCAUGUAUAUGGGGAGUUGCAUAGUAUCACUGGCUUUCCAAAGGUCAUCUGAGCAAUCCCAUAGGGAUAGGGUAGGGAUGAAUUUAGAAGGCUUCACUGCAACAUACUGACUAUUUGCACUUAGGCAGGUCACAUCAGUUUGGGUGCCCUUACAUAUCACAUCUUAGGGUUACCAUCUUGGCAGCAGGAAUUACUCUUGCCUACAAUGGCAGUCUCAUAUUUAAAAUUGACCAAAUAGUUUGUUAGAUAUUUCCAUAGGUCUUGGUUCAUCCUGUGAAUUGAUCUGUCUCCUAGAAGUAGCUUAGUGGAGUCCAACAGACUUUUUCUAGAUAUGCCUAAAUUACCAAAACCAUUCAACUUACACGAGUGAGCUAUCCUUAUAUCCUUUUACCUGCAAAGAAAAGAAAAGGCACGCCACAAUCCUCUAGCUACUAAUUAAUUUGAUUAAUCUUAGCCUUAAAAGCUAACUACUGCCUGGCUUUUAAGCAUUUCAUAUUGGCAUGAGUUUGCUUAGAGUACUGAUAAUUAUUAAGGGUGUGUGAUAUCUAGUGUGGUGCCCUGAAAUUAGCUUUGUAGUCUUUAUUUCUACUGAUCAGGGAUUAGUGCUGAUAUUUAUGGCAGUGUGUGUCUGAUUUUUCUUUUACUGCUACUAUAGCAUUGACUGUUUUUAGGAGAGGGCAAUGAAGGGAUUAUUUAACAUGUCAGUAUUUUCUAUAUUCUACUUGAAUUAUGAAGUGACUACUUUUGCGUGAAUUAAACACCAAAAUGCAAACCC